CAGCCCACCACCGUUCACCUUCUCGCAGCACACUGCCACUCCGGCGAAACCCCCCCAAGCGCCUCCCCCUCCCCCUCCUCCCCGCGCCGCUGCGGCCAUGCUCCUCUCCGGCCCGCCGGCGGCGCCCACCCCGCCGCUGCUCCUCCCGGAGAGCAGCGGCGAGGACGGCGGCCACGACUCCUCCCGCGCCGCGGCGGCGGCGGCGGCGGGGUCGGCGCCGAAGAGGCGCGCGGAGACGUGGGUCCGGGAGGAGACCCUCUGCUUGAUCGCGCUGCGCCGCGAGAUGGACGACCACUUCAACACUUCGAAGUCCAACAAGCACCUGUGGGAGGCCAUCUCCGCCCGGAUGCGGGACCAAGGGUUCGACCGCUCCCCUACCAUGUGCACAGACAAGUGGCGCAACCUUCUGAAGGAGUUCAAGAAGGCGCGCAGCCACGCGAGGCACAACGGCGGCGGCGGCUCCGGCGCCGGAGGGAACGGCAACGCCAAGAUGGCGUACUACAAGGAGAUCGACGACCUGCUCAAGCGCCGCGGGAAGGAGAGUGGCAGCGGCGGCUGCGUUGCCAGUGGCAGUGGCGCCGGGAAGACCCCCACAUCCAACUCCAAGAUCGAGUCUUACCUACAGUUCACGACAGAUAACGGCUUUGAAGAUGCUAACAUUCCCUUUGGUCCUGUUGAAGCAAAUGGUAGAUCGAUACUGAGCAUCGAUGAUCGUUUGGAGGAUGUCAGGCAUUCACUUCCCCUGACAGCUGCUGAUGCAGUUGCAACCAACGGUGUGAACCCUUGGAAUUGGAGAGACACCUCAACUAAUGGUGGAGAUAAUCAGGGCACUUUUGGUGGGAGAGUCAUUUUAGUCAAGUGGGGUGAUUACACCACAGUGCGGGAAGCCUACGGCACUGGGUACGCCCUUUUUUGGGGUGAUUACACUAAAAGAAUAGGAAUUGAUGGUACUUCUGAAGCAAUUAAGGAAGCCAUCAAAUCAGCAUUUGGACUAAGAACAAGACGAGCUUUCUGGCUUGAAGAUGAAGAUGAGGUUGUUCGUACCUUGGAUAGGGAUAUGCCGAUUGGAGCAUACACACUACAUCUUGAUGAUGGGGUGACAAUUAAACUCUGCAAUGCAAACCGCUUGCAGACCCCAGAAGACAAGACAUUCUACACUGAAGAGGACUUCCGAGAUUUCCUCACACGGCGUGGCUGGACACUCCUCAGGGAGUACGGUGGCUAUAUGAAUGUUGAAAGCCUGGAUGAUCUCCGUCCUGGCGCGAUUUAUCAGGGGAUGCGGUCCCUUGGGGAUUGAUUUUGCAACAUUUGCCUGGGCAAGGCAUGCAGUGUGUAUGUGUGUCAAAGUGGAAGCAUAGCAUAGUAAUACCAUGUAAUGUAAUUUAAGUCAAUCCAUCCUUUAUCUCUGACGAUGUGUAAAUAUUGCUGGCCAACCCUGUUAACUAGAAUGUAAAUGUAGUAGUUGAUUGUAUGCUAUUGGAUUGUGCAGUAAGUGCGAUCCUCCAGACAACUAGUAGAUUAUAUAUUUCCUUAUUACUGAAUUUGGCCAAGAUUUCACA
Messenger RNA from Panicum virgatum (switchgrass), 1559 nucleotides. RefSeq names its product trihelix transcription factor GT-1-like. NCBI's taxonomy places the organism in Eukaryota, Viridiplantae, Streptophyta, Magnoliopsida, Poales, Poaceae. The transcript has 5 exons. The record is from RefSeq and is a predicted model, not a curated record. The coding region runs from base 98 to 1297 and encodes 399 amino acids.